Molecule: messenger RNA, 1217 nt
Organism: Lycium ferocissimum
Lineage: Eukaryota; Viridiplantae; Streptophyta; Magnoliopsida; Solanales; Solanaceae
Product: MYB-like transcription factor EOBI
Exons: 3
Coding region: 64-1056 (330 amino acids)
Source: RefSeq, a predicted model, not a curated record
AGAUUGAGAACACACUAAUCACUUUGCUUUUUACUAAUUAAACAAAGAGAGAAAAAAAAAGAGAUGGGGCACCAUUCAUGCUGUAAUCAACAAAAGGUAAAGAGAGGGCUUUGGUCCCCAGAGGAAGAUGAAAAGCUCAUAAGAUAUAUUACUACUCAUGGCUAUGGCUGCUGGAGUGAAGUCCCUGAGAAAGCUGGGCUACAAAGAUGUGGAAAGAGUUGUCGUUUGAGAUGGAUCAAUUAUUUGAGGCCUGAUAUUAGAAGAGGAAGAUUUACCCCUGAAGAAGAGAAGUUGAUUAUCAGUCUCCAUGGAGCUGUAGGCAACAGGUGGGCACAUAUAGCAAGUCAUUUACCUGGAAGAACAGAUAAUGAGAUAAAGAAUUACUGGAACUCAUGGAUAAAAAAGAAGUUAAAAAAGCCUUCAAAACCAUCAACAAACACAACUAUAACUGAUCAUCACCAACAACAGCAGCAUCAAAGAUCUCCAUUGGCUAAUUAUAACGCAAUUACAAGCCAACAAGAUAUAUUCUUUACACAAGAUAUUGGAACAAAAUCUCAAGUGCUCCUCCAAGAUUCAGCCCUGUUCACUUCUCCAAACCAAUUAUUCUUUUUCGACAGUGGUUCACUCGACUCUAUGACAAAUGUUAUUAAUGAUGCCACAAACCGAAGUACGAAUAAUGCAGCUUUAUUUCAAGAAACAUCAGUGUUAAACUCAGAGUUUUGCUGGCAAGUUGAUCAAGUGCAACAACAGCAACAUCAAGUACAGACAGCAUACGCGAUAGGAAUGGAUUCGAAUUAUUUGCCACCGUUGAUAGAGAGUAUGGUACCACCCAUGGAAAUACCCCAUAGUAGUAACAAUAAUUUGAUGGUGGAAGGGCAAGGAAAUAACAAUCAAUUGAAUGAAUGGAGUAGUCAAGUGGACACACAACAAUGUUGUCCAAGUUAUCUAUUUUGGGAUCAAGAAAAUGAACCACUUGGAGGGGAUCAUGAGAUUAUAGAUCCAAGUACAUCAAACAAUAUGGGACAAAUUUUAUCUUCUUUUCCUUCUUCUCUAUGAUUGCAACUUCAUGAGAGUGAAGAUUGAGUUUUUUUUUUUUUUUUUUUUUUUUUUUUUUUGAAUUAUUUCGGAAGGUUUGUUAUUAAUUGAGUUGUGAGAUAGAUAGAGAGUGAAAUGAAAGGUGUUUGCAACAGCAUGUUAAUUAAAAGUGUUUCUUUGGA